AUGUCUGCGUACGCGAUCUACAAAGAGUUGUUCCCACCACAAACGGUUGAGCAUGUCCAACGCGGCCAGUUCACUUCACCGGACACGAUCAAUCUCAUUGUCGCCAAAGCAUCCUUAUUGCAGAUCUACAACUUUAUCGAAUACGUACCACAAAGCAACACCACCGCCGACGCCAACAACGUAGACAACACCCAAGACAAUGUUGAAGAGAACGAUUUGGAUACACAGAAUCGAUUAGGGACACGUGAGGAUGAAGAACAGGGUCUUGUGUAUCCUCAACUACGACCGGCCAAGAAUGGGUUACUGGAUACAUCUUCGGCAAGAUUGGAACUUGUGGCUCAAUACAAAUUGAAUGGCAAUGUAUCUUCGAUGGGUGUUGUGCGCACUUCUUCUCCUCGUGGCAAACAAGGAUGCGACAGCUUGCUUCUCGCUUUCAAUGAUGCAAAAAUGUCCUUGCUUGAAUGGUCUCCCACUACCAAUUCAAUUGUUACUGUAUCAAUACAUUAUUAUGAACGAGAUGAAUACAAGAAAGAAUUCUUGAGCAAUCCAUAUCCAACCGAUAUCCACAUUGAUCCACAACAACGAUGUGCUGUGCUCAAUUUCUAUGGCGACAAGCUUGCAGUACUUCCUUUUCGACAAUCGGAUAAGCUCGAUGAAUCCAACAAAGAUUAUAAUCAAGAGAAAUGGCCGUAUUCCUCAAGCUUUGUGAUUGAUCUCGAGUCGAUUGAUAAGCGGAUCAAGAAUGUGAUUGAUAUGACGUUUCUUGGCGACUACUAUGAACCCACCUUGGCCAUCCUUUUUGAAACAGAACCUACAUGGACAGGUCGUUUAGCCAAUGUAAAAGAUACCGUAUCGGUGGUCGUUAUUUCUCUCGAUUUGACAGCAAGGAUUUAUCCUGUUAUUUACUCGAUCGACAAUCUUCCUUAUGACUGCCGUCGUCUUGUCCCAAUGCCCAAACCAGUGAAUGGUUUACUUGUCCUUGCAAGCAAUUCGAUUUUACAUGUGGCGCAAGGAUCACCAGGAGUGGGUGUUGCAGUGAAUGGAUUUGUCAAGCCAAGCACAGAUUUUCGAGGCAUGAUCUAUGAUGAAAAAACGGUUGCACUCGGUUUGGCUCUUGAUGGCGUCAAGGCACUUGCGCUUAGUGGUGCACGUUGUUUAUUAUUUCUUCAAAAUGGCGAUUGGGUCAUUGUCAAGGUCAAGUUGGAUGGUAACAAGGUCGUUGGUAUGGAUUUGGAUAAGAUUGCUUGGUCCGAUCCAGAUAUCCAAAAGGAGCAUCAGCACACAGCACCCCUUGCCAUGGUCCCCUCUUGUGUUGCCAGCAUUCGAGACAACGAGUAUUUGUUCUUGGGAAGCCGUGUGGGUGAUUCACUCUUGGUGAAAUGGAAUCUUGAUACUGGAUCACGCAAGGAUGAUUAUGACUUUCGUGUGUGCGACCGGCUCUUGAAUACUGGACCUAUUGUUGAUAUGGCCAUUGGUCAGGAUGAACCGUUACAAGAUGAAGAAUCCACGCCAUUGAACGCACUUCCCGAUCUUGAGCUUGUCAGCUGCUCUGGAUACGGCCAAAAUGGAUCAUUGUGCGUAUUUCAACGCCAUAUUAGACCUGAAACAACAUUCACAUUCAACCAAGAAGGAUGCCAAGCAGUAUGGUCAGUCAAAUGUCGCAAGGAACAAUACUUUGAAGGCGUUCAAGUAGGCGGCAACAUGAAUCAAAGUGGCACAGGAGCAGCGUGGGAUCUAUCAGGCCAAAUUGUUCCUGAGAAUACAUGGAAUGGCGAACAAACUUGGGGUGAUCUCUUGGAUAAGUUCUUAUUUAUUAGUAAACCCAAGGGUACUUUGGUACUUGCGACGGGUGAAGAAUUUCAACAAGUGGAAAAUGCCGACUUUUACACAGCUGGACCCACCGUCAAUGUUGGAACCUUGUUUGAUCAUACCCGGAUAGUUCAAAUCCAUGCAAAUGCUGCACUCCUUCUUUCACCAGGCGGCAAACUUAUCCAAACGGUUCACGUCAAGCAAGCAAGGAUUGUAGAUGCCAGUAUCAGUGAUCCCUAUGUGUUGUUGAAGCUCGAGAAUGGUGCCAUCAUGCUAUUCCAAGGCGAUAGUUCAAGCAAGCAAUUGUCUCCUAUUACCUUACCAUCACAUCUCACUAAGAAAAAAGUGUCCAUGGCAAGCUUAUUCGUUGACACAUCGGGGUUGUUUACCUCUGUAUCAGAGAGGCAAUUACAGCGACAAAGCAAGCAAAAAGCCGAGAAUGAAAAGAAGCGAAAGGCACACGACAAUCCCAUGGAAUCAUCCAAUGUCAAGAAAAUGUAUCCAGGCCCAAGCAAUACCAUGGAUAUGGAUUUCGAUGAAGUGGAUCUUGAUCUCUAUGGUGAUCAGGAUGAAACUGAAGCAGCAGAAAAACCAGCAUCAGUCGCCGUCAACAAUCUCAAAUCCAGCGACAACACGAUUGAAAUGGAUGAUGAUGAUGCCAUGCUAUAUCGGGAUGAGACCAAGGAACAACCCAACAGCCAUCUUGAUCAAUCAGCAGGAGGCAUUGAUGAGAUUAAUGUGAGCAUCCAAGGUGGUAUGGGAGACGUUACGCCCAUCAGCUAUUGGUGCAUUAUAUAUACUACGGAUGGUUGCUUAAAGCUCUUUAGCCUUGACGACCUGCAAGAAUGCUUUUCAACACCCAAUUUCGAUGCAUUAUCCAAGUUGGUCAUUGACCAGAAAUCAAGCGACGCCACCGACGCUGCAGCGCCCAGCAAAUCAUCCUUGUUAUCAUUGGAGGAUAAUGUAUCAACGAGCAUCAAGGAAAUCUUAUUGACGAAUAUCGGCAAGGAGAGAAAGGAUCCCCAUCUUGUCGUUCGAACCGAAUCGAACGACAUUGUUAUCUACAAGGCAUUCCAAUACCUACCAGAGCCUGGAGAAAUAUUGCAUGAAGGCGACCAAGAGUUGACCGAUUGCCACAGCGAAUCUAUACAAGGUGAUCGACUUGCGCUUCGCUUUUCACGUGUGCAUCAUGAACAUGUAUCUCGAACAACAAGUCGAGGCACAUCGGCUACAGAACAAGAUCAAGAGCCGGAAACGAUGGAUGAACGACGACGACUUAUACCAUUCAAUGAUGUGGCAGGCUUUACGGGUGUCUUUUUGGCUGGUCCACAACCCGUGUGGCUCAUGUGUUCAUGCAAGAGCUUUGUGCGUGUGCAUCCAAUGAGUGCAAAAGGGGAAAUUAUUGGCUUUACACAAUUCCACAACGUCAAUUGCAGGCAUGGCUUCAUCACUGUAGAUGCCAAUUACAACUUGCGCCUUUCUGUUUUACAAGUGGACAAUGUAACAUACGAUAUGGAUUGGGUGGUACAAAAGGUACCUUUGCAUCAAACAGUGCACAAGGUUGCCUAUCAUCCUGUUAUGCGCGUCUAUUCUGUUCUUGUCUCUGAACCCAAACCGGUCCGGCUACGCAAUGAUGAUGGCACGUGGACGGAUGGUCAAGAAGAUGAACGCAAGGAAGGUGAUUUCUUACCGACGGUGGAUAAGUUUUCAUUGCUCAUGGUGUCUCCUGUCACUUGGGAAACGGUGGAUCGGGUGGAAUUCAACGAGUAUGAACAAGGUCUUUCUCUUGAAUGUGCUGUACUUGAAUCGAAGCAAACAAAGAGUGGAAAGAAGCACUUUAUUGCCGUGGGCACUGGUUAUCUACGUGGCGAAGAUACUGCUAUGCGAGGAUCGAUCCAAAUCUUUGAUAUUAUUGAAGUCGUUCCUGAACCCAACAACCCACAGACCAACCACCGCUACAAGCAUUUGCAUACCGAAGAAGUGAAGGGUGCAGUGACGGCAUUAUGUGAUGUGAUUGGUCAUUUGGUAUCAUGCAUUGGCUCAAAGAUCAUUAUUUGGAGUUUCGAGGACAACGAAAGCUUGGUCGGCGUUGCAUUUAUCGAUGUACAGAUUUACGUUACUAGCAUAAGCGCUAUCAAGAAUUUCAUUGUUCUGGGCGAUGCACAAAAGUCCGUUUGGUUCCUCGGUUUCCAGCUGGAGCCUGCAAAGCUGGUGCUCUUGGCAAAGGAUUAUCAGUCAUUUGAAGUGAGCAGUGUCAACUUUCUUAUUGACGACAAGUCCAUGUAUUUAUUGAUUGGCGAUACGGAUGACAAUUUGGAUAUUUUCCAAUAUGCACCUUUCAAUCUCCAAUCCUUUGCGGGUCAAAAGUUGAUACGUCGAGGAGACUUUCAUGUGGGUGGUCAGGUACGAUCCAUGGUACGUUUACCACAGGUCAUACAAGAGGGCGACAAGUAUCAUUACAGCCGACGUCAUUUCUGUUUAUGUGGAUCCUUUUCUGGCAGCAUAUCAGCUGUGUCACCGAUUCCUGAAAAGACGUUCAAGCGAUUAAAUACAUUGUAUGGUCAACUGGUGAAUGGGUUGCAACAUGUGGCAGGAUUAAAUCCUCGAGCUUUCAGACUGAUCAAGGGACACAAACAACGCAUGUCUUCCAAUCGCACGAAAGCAGUACUUGAUGGUGAUCUCAUUUUCGAAUUUGCUGGAUUAUCGGUUGGACAACAACGAGAAAUGACCAAGCAAAUCGGCACGACAGUGACUCGAAUUAUGGAAGACCUUGUUGAAAUCGAUAUUGGUAUUGAUCACUUUUGA
Messenger RNA from Lichtheimia ornata, 4614 nucleotides. RefSeq lists its product as uncharacterized. The transcript is spliced from 17 exons. Bases 1 to 4614 code for a protein of 1537 amino acids. The record is from RefSeq and is a predicted model, not a curated record. Gene Ontology annotation, cellular component: mRNA cleavage and polyadenylation specificity factor complex; nucleus. Gene Ontology annotation, molecular function: protein binding; nucleic acid binding. Lineage: Eukaryota; Fungi; Mucoromycota; Mucoromycetes; Mucorales; Lichtheimiaceae.